AUGCCCGAGGCUGCAGCCGCCCGCGGCUCCUCAGACGCUCCCGAAGGGGCGGGAGGGGGCGGGACGGCGCUUCCUUUCAGCCUUCGCUCAUUGGGUGAAUGUCACGUGACGUCAGUAGCGUGCGCGCUCCCGGCGGCGUCGCCUGGCAGCCGGCGCGCGAGCGCGCGGGCGCGGGUCCCUCUUCCCCUGCGGAGCGCCCUUCCAGCCCCGCCCCCCACCCCAACGUUCCAUCCCCCCGCGGUCCACGUGGCUGUCACUUCGGAAGCUCCUGUCGAAACCCGAGAGUGCGCCCAUCCCCCGUCGCGGGCCGCGGUCCCUGUGGGUUACCUCUGCUGCAGUGUGGCUCUUCCCCUCGCGCCCCCGAGAUGUGUGGUCUGGCGGCGGCUUCCUCCGCAGGGCAGUGCCGCAGAGGCUCAGCACUGGCCGUUCGGACACUUCCUAAGCCCAGGACUGACUGCCUCGGAGACCGCUGUCGCUGACCGACCAUCCCAUCGGCGGACUCUCUGCGUCCGCGGAGGGUGGACCCUGGGAAGGAGGGACAGAGAAAAAAACAAGAUAAGACUUACCACCCAAGUGGAUAGUCAAGAUUUAAAUGAGAAGGAACUAAAAGAGCUGGGACAGGAAAGGCUCCUACCACUUCAAUCCCCUGUGCCCUCUGGAACAAUGUCUAGCUCACAUGUUGGCAGCAGCAGCCCACAAACCUUCACAGCACUGGGACCCAGGAGCCUUGGGUUUGAGGACAAAAGGAAAAAAUUACCAAGACGUAUUGCUCACAAGUUCCUACUAAAAGCCUUUUUAAAAUAAAGGUACUAUUAAU
Messenger RNA from Eptesicus fuscus (big brown bat), 817 nucleotides. RefSeq lists its product as uncharacterized. The transcript is spliced from 5 exons. The record is from RefSeq and is a predicted model, not a curated record. Lineage: Eukaryota; Metazoa; Chordata; Mammalia; Chiroptera; Vespertilionidae. Bases 1 to 804 code for a protein of 267 amino acids.